Molecule: messenger RNA, 627 nt
Organism: Coniosporium apollinis CBS 100218
Lineage: Eukaryota; Fungi; Ascomycota; Dothideomycetes
Exons: 2
Coding region: 1-627 (208 amino acids)
Source: RefSeq, a predicted model, not a curated record
AUGACAGUUGCUGGUGUAGCAAAUACCUUCGGCGCUGCUCUCUGGGGCGAGGAUUACCUCCUUUACUGCGCCUCCCAGGACAUCAAACGCGUCUUCCUGCACCAAGGCACCGACUACCGCUACUCUGCCUGGCAAACCAUCUCGACUCCCAAGACGCCCAAAGGCACGAAGCCGCCGUACUACGGAAGUAUAGCCGUCGCGGCGAUGCUGAGGGACUGGACCAACGGCACGACGCAGGUCAAGCACCUACCUCUUGACGAUGAAGCUGAAGCGGUGUACGCGAUGUACAAGAACAACACACUCCACUCCAUCAUGGUGAUCAACAUGGCGCCGUACGAUUACACACUCUCUGCAAGCCUCCAAGUGCGACCUGAGAAGAAGUACUCCUUCCAAGUCCCAACCAGCUGUGCAGGCAUAGGUGUAGUGCAGCGCCUCCUAGCGAACGGGAGCCAUGCCGUCACGGGAGUAACCUGGAGUGGGCUGUCGUACAACUACGAGCUGCAGGAGGGGAAGCCGGUGCUGCUGGGCAAUGUUACCAAAGAUGAAAUUACGUGGGUUGGGCAGGAUGGUGUCUUCAAUGUCAAUGUGUCGGAAUCGUCGGCUGCGAUGGUGAGGUUGGAGGGUUGA